UUAGGUUUGAAAGGCACACGAGACACUAAGUUUUUUGAUUUUAUCUCUAUCUAUACUUAUCUAUAGAAAUAAGUGUCCACAACCCUAUGCAUACCCUAUGCACAUUUAUGCAGUAAUGGAAUUUGCAGCCGCUGCUACCCAUUCAUAACCGCAAUGUCGAUUUAUUAUAGUGGUACGUUUACAAGAUCUUCGGGUGUAUCUAGUGCCAUAACAAAGCAGUUAAAAGUGCUUAGUCUUAAGCCUGUUAAAAGAAUACAAGUUCAGUUUGAUCCUUUUCAUCCAAAAGCCACAACAGCAAGGGAUUUAGCGUUUUCUUUAACUUCUUCAAAAGUCACAAACACAAAUUUGAACUGUAUAAUUAAAACAAACAUCGUCUGCGAUAGGAGCGAGCCCUUUAUAAAGGUAGACCUCUUGGAAAAUAAUAGAAGCAUAAGGUUUUUAGCUGGUAAUCUAACAGUGUUAGAGAUUUUACAGUUGUUUAAUAAGCAUAUAAGUGCUAAAGUAGAAGCAGAACCAGAAACUCCUUCACUGAUAACGAAAGUAGAGAAGAAGAAAGCCAAGAAGAAAUAAAAGAUGGCUCAGAGGAAA
Messenger RNA from Agrilus planipennis (emerald ash borer), 588 nucleotides. It is a transcript of the gene mRpL53, whose product is annotated as 39S ribosomal protein L53, mitochondrial. The transcript has 3 exons. The record is from RefSeq and is a predicted model, not a curated record. Gene Ontology annotation, cellular component: mitochondrial large ribosomal subunit. NCBI's taxonomy places the organism in Eukaryota, Metazoa, Arthropoda, Insecta, Coleoptera, Buprestidae. Bases 154 to 570 code for a protein of 138 amino acids.